AAAGGAAAGUGUUCAGUGGUCGUCAGUGGUGCUAGCGCUAAUCGGAUCAGGCACUUGUACUCCGGGCUAUGUAACUCGCUAGCUAGCUGGCUAACGUUAAUGGCAAACGGCUGUUUGUAACGGCUAACUGCUGUUUACUCGUUAUAGAGUGCGUACCCAGGCCAGGUUAACCACCACGUCCGUUACGUUUAACAGUAACAUAGGGGGAGAACACUCACAGGAAAGCAGCCUGUUUGUUGACAGUUCCAGUGGGGGGUAAACUAACAUCACACUGCUAACGUCUACGAACAGUUCAAAUGGCGAGGAAAUAAUAUCACACUCUUAAGUUACUGAAAUGUUUACUGGCUUUAGAAUCAUUUAAAAACAACUAAUGCUAGUUUACCAUUAAGUUUAGCUGCGCUGGAAAAUAUAUAAAAGUUGCCAGUACGUUAGUCUGAGCUGGUCCCUUGCUUAUAAUGAUUAACGUUACAUCUAACAGAAGCAACUCAGUAAACUAGCUAGCUCUAUUAAUUUCACUAUUGACAUUUAAUGACCAAAACUGAGAGAGUUUAGUUGGUCCACGGGUGUUCAAAUUAGGUUAAUAUAAUGUUCUUGUUCUUACCAGGGAUGAGUAACACACUGUGGGGUUGGGGUUCUUAAGGCAUUCUCGAAGGACUACAGUAUCAUACUAUUUCAUCAGUGUCCACAAUCAUCUCUUCGAGGACUGUUUUUGAGUAGACAAAAGCUUGUUGUAAUUACAGUAGUUAGUCAGUAACCUGAGGGUUAGUGUCUCUCAAAACAUCAAAAGGAACACAUUAAACUUACCUGGUAACUUUGUAUUCUAGGAAAAUGCUGUUUCUAUUGUUGGAGCAUUUGUACUUAAACUCCAAAUGUUGUGGAAUGGAGCACACAUUACAAAGAAUGUAAUUCUUUGACUUAUGUUUACAAAAGCCUAAAUUUAUAGCGUGUAUCGGAUAUGUUUCAUGGUGCUUAUCUUUUUCUCUGUUCAUAUACAUUAACUUUGUGUGUUUUAAAACCUUUACUAUAUGAUUGAGGCAGAGGGCCACAACAUCAUUUUUGCAUUCUGACUGGUAUAUUAGCAAUUAUAGCAAGUUCUUCUGCAGCAGUGCUAGUUGAAGUGUGUAAUUUAGGUAAGAAAGCCUUUUCUCCUUUUUGUUUCACCAUACAUCCUUCCAUUCGUUGACCAAACAGAAAUCAUGGGCCGAGUAGAUGAAAACAAUGAGAGAAACAUUAUGCUCAAGGGACAAGGAAAGGUGUGACAAAAGAUAUCCUGAUCCAAACCUAAAUUGCUGCAAAUAGCUGGCCAUUUGCUUCAUGCUAGUAAAAAACAUACUGCCUUAAAAUGUAUGAAAUAUGACAGACAUGAUGGGAAUUCUAUGUGUGGUUAAAUGUGGAUUGUGACAUUUUCUGAGGAAGUCAGUGUUUCAGAUAAACCAGGUUGUCUCACUUUUGACACAGCUGCUGUUACUUGCUUACAGUGACGGUACGUAGAAGAGAAUAUUUUCUGGAGUCAUAAAGCGUUGGAUUUUGUAAUGACAAAUCUUGUUCAGAGUUGAUGCCUGCAGGUUACAAACAACCCUCUUGCUGUUAUUUUACCGGUACUUGGUAAUACACAAGUUGAGGAGAUGAAGAUAUUUGAGUUGCCCUGAGCUGUGGGGUCUCUGAUGUGUCGUGUUAGCCUGCCUGCCAUCACCCAGCAUGCAUGGUAAUGUGAGGCUCAGGUCAGUUGUGAUGCAUGCUGUUAGCACCUCCUCUGUUCCUGUCAGCAGUUUCCUCUCUGUCAAGAAUUGCUCUUGAGGCUCUUGAGGCUGAAACAGAUUGCACUGAAAUCACGAUGACAUAGCCGUUACAAUGGAAGUGGCUGCCAGUUGUUUUCUCAGCUUUUGUUGCUGUCAGCUACUACCUCUUAUUGAGGUAAUCUAUUUAGGCCCAAAUGCAAUAAGAUUGUUCCUUCAAGUCAUCAUGCAGUGUAUUGUUUUCAGAACAGUAAUAACAAAAGGUGCCUAAGAAAGAGGGGUGAGUGUCACAGAAAUCAAUUCAAACGGGAUUCGUUUAACAACACUCUAAAGCAAUGAAAUAGAUUGCAACUAAACAGAUUAUAUAUAAUUUACCACAUAUAAUGUCAUCUUGUUAGAAACAUUUGCCAAAUUAAAUGCAUUUAACUGUCAAAUAAUGAAGUAUUUUUCAAAAUGUAUAUCUUUCAGUUGUGUUAGAAGAUAGAUCUGUGGAUGAAUAAUCAUUUUAUUUCCUAUGAAUCCAGUUGGUUUGUAUCUUUGUUUUUUUUUUAUUAAGCCUUUCAUUUAUUUAAACUUAUUUUUCUAUUUUUCAUUUUUUAAAUAUAUUUGACUUAUUCCUCUGUUAUUAUGCAAAACUGUGAUGAAUUAUAUGGUUUCACUGAUGAUAAAAAUAAAGUAAAUAAGUUAUUAACUAUAAGCCUGAUGAUGAUCGUAGAUACAAUGAAAUUGUCAUGACCAAAAAACUGUAAAUUUAAGGUUGUGUGUCGGCCAUGUUAAGUUUAGGGGCAGUGGAGGUAGCUUUUCAAAUUGAAUGUUGUGUUUCAGUCUGGAAUGUUGUUACACCAGUUGAACAUUAUGGUUGAGAAAGUUUAAGAAACAUCGUGGCACCAUCACCACCUUCAGUUUCCCUGAGGGUCACUUAGCACAUCUGCUUAGCUUGCAAAUAAUCCUCCUAAUAACGUGCAUUUAGUUGUUGUCCGUUGUUAGCCUCUGUAUUAAAAUACGUGCCAAUUAACUUGGAAUGUUUAAAUUCUUUUUUUGUGUUUGUUUUUGUCAUUGUAAAAAACUGUUUGGGAGCUGCCGGUCACUGGUAUCCUAGUUUUGUCAUAUUGAGGACUAGAUGUUUACAUGGAGCACAGAGUAACCCGGUCACUCAGAUACCUGAAGAGAUGAUCAUUAUCCAGCUUCCUGAUUGUCUCCCUCUGUGCAGGUGUGUCUUUGUAAUUCGGGUAUCUGAAACCAGGAUAGGAUGGUACAUGCGAAAACAAACAGGUUAUAACCUGAUUAUAACCAGGAUGCUUAUGUGCAUGUAAAAUGAUGCUGUAGUUGCUACACUCCUUUUUAUGAUAUUUUUGUUUCUUUUUUAUGUUUUGAUGAGCAGCAAUCUCCCAGAAAUGUCAGACUUACUGCUUAGUUAUUAUGCAAGCCACCGUCUGUUCAUAAAUCACCCUUGUGCUGUCACAUUAUUACAUAUUAAUGGAGUUGUCACGUCCUACUGAGAAGGCAGAUCUGGGCAAUCUGAGCUGGCGGUGUUUGUUUUUGUACAAAGUCAACAUAUUUCCUAAUUAAUUACAGCAUUGUUCGCUCACCCCACAACCCCUCUUGUUGGUUUCCAGGCUGGUUGUUGGUUCAGUCUCAUUAGCUGUCUUUAUUUUCAUUGUUGAAAAAUGGCAAAAAAUGAUGGUUGGAAUAUUUUCGUGCUGCAUUCAUGGACAAGUUGCUGCUAGCCCGUUACAGCCACUCCCUGCUUGGGGAGGUGUGACUCACACUACAUGGAAGCCCUACUGUAAUGAACAAAAUAGUGUUUAAAUACAGGCAGUGUGGCACACCAUAUCCCUUUUGGCCUGAGGGAGUCUCUUAAUAAUGUGUAUUUUUCUACCAUUUUUCUUUCACUACAAAAGCUUGAGCUCAGCUUUCAGUACCAGCAUGUUAACCUCUUCUACUCCUUGCGUACGCUGUCGUCCUCGGCCGACUAUAUUCUCUGUCAGAGGCUGUAGCAGACUUAUAGGGCGAGAAUGGUAUCAUAUGAAACAAGAAAAACCUAAGGAAUCCAUUGGUACCAACCAUGUCAUGCUAGCUUGUUGGAGGCUAAAUAAGUUAGGACCCUAAAGUUUGGCAAGGGAAUAACUGGCAUGGCCAUAUUCACAGGGGUCCCUGUCAAAUACGGCAGUAUAAAUGUGUUAUUUUUGCCUAUUCUAAAAGGGUUUUCUGCUUACUGGGGUCCCUAAACAGUCUUGGAUUUGCAUAUUGGAAAGCUGAGACUCUUGUGGAUUCAAUGAGCUCAAUUGUAUUCAUAUAUGGUGAUAUUAGUCACUUUUUGCUUCCAUCAUAAAGAUCUACGCCUAAACAAAACAAUGUUUAUUCCAGAUUGAGAAAAACUUCACACCCAGUGCUGAGUUGCAUCUCAAAUUCAUCUUUAGGCUUUAGAUGAUACGACACCACUUCUAUGAGCAUACACUGCUGAUCUGCUAUCUCCCCAUAAUGAGGCCUAGUCCCCCCCUUAAAAAAGACAAAAAUGGUAAAUGUAAAUGAAGAGGUUAAAUAGAGCCCUUGCUAAUUAAGGAGCAUUCAUGACCCAAAACAUGAGACUAAUAUUUAGUUAGUAGCCUUAGGAAUGUAGAUUAGCAUUUAAAUAGCUCGCAGCCAAUUCAGUCCCCGUUCUCGCACAAUGACAUUACAGUCGUACUGAAACAGAACCUCAGUCACCUGAUAUGCAUCAUGUGCUCCUCAUUUGCACUUUAAACUGACUCUCUUUGUCUUUGUGAAAAGAACAAAGAAAUGGUCAGUAUGAAAGCUGGCAGGAUUACCUCUCUGGGGUCACAUCAAUAAGCUGAAUAAGCCUGUUAAGCACGUCUGGUGACUGACAGCUCCAACGAUAGCCGGCCACUAUGAUACAGAUUCAUCCCUGUUUUACCAACCCCUUUUCUCAUGAAAGACAUGGUGACAAGGCACAGGUAAAUAAUACGAUUAAUGAUGGCUGAAUUACAUUUAACUGCUUCAGCUUCAGGGUCCUGAUAUUGAACAUGCUGGCUCCCUGUCAUGGUUCACAGGGAAACUCAAAUAGAACAGAUAAUCACGUGAGCCUGUGUGCUCAAAAGAGAUGUGCAAUUGUGGAUCUUUUUGCAGACGUUCCCGUGUUGUUGUGGUUGCGUAAUUCCAAUCCAAGUGCUGAUUGCGUGUCUGAUGAACAAAAUGCGUUAGCGCUGUUUUGUUAGUCCAUUAAUUAUAAACAAGAUUCACCAAAAGGAUCAAAACAGGAAGUGAUUAUUUUAAGUUUUUCUUUCAUUUGUUUUGUGAAAACAAACGCGUUCCAAGCUCCAAUAUCUGUCUACUGUGUCAGUCAAAUUCCAUGUAAGAUGGAUGAAUACUCAGACUAAUAACUGAACCAGGAAUUACAGUAAAAUAAUAAAGAAAAAAUGUUACUCUUGCAGCAAAUGUUUGUUGAUGAGCUACUGAACUCUCUUUCAGGUCAGUUUGGGAACCCCUUGGACAAAUAUAUUCGCCAUUAUGAGGGUUUAUCAUAUGACACAGAAGUUCUGCACAACAGUCACCAGAGAGCCAAGAGGGCGCUCUCUCCUCAAGACAAGACUGUGCACCUGGACUUCCAUGCACACGGAAGACAUUUUAACUUGCGGAUGAAGAGAGAUACAACUCUAUUCUCCCCAGAUCUCAUCAUUGAGGUAUCGGGGGAGGAGACACCCAUUGAUACAUCACAUAUUUACAGUGGGGAGAUCUUUGGUGAAAAGGGAACACUGACCCAUGGCUCUGUGGUCGACGGGCGCUUUGAGGGCUUCAUUAAAACUCACCAAGGAACAUACUACGUGGAACCCUCCGAGAGGUACCUAAAGAACCAGAACGUGCCAUUCCACUCCGUCAUCUAUCACGAGGACGACAUCAAUUAUCCUCAUAAGUAUGGCUCAGAGGGCGGCUGCGCUGACCACUCGGUGUUGGAGAGGAUGAGGAACUACCAGGCAACUGCAGUAGAAGACCCAGUGAAAGAUGUGAACAGUGUGUCGAGGGAGGAGGAGAGCACCCAUGGUCCUGUUAUUCUGAGGAUAAAGAGGGCAGCGGCGAAAGAGAAAAACACUUGCCAGCUCUUCAUCCAAACUGACCACCUCUUCUUCAAAUACUAUGGCACAAGAGAGGCUGUCAUUGCCCAGAUAUCCAGCCACGUAAAGGCUAUUGACUCCAUUUACCAAGCCACUGACUUCCUGGGCAUUCGAAACAUCAGCUUCAUGGUUAAAAGGAUCAGGAUAAACACCACCAGUUCUGUAACAGACACAACCAAUCCUUUUCGCUUUUCCAACAUCGGAGUGGAGAAGUUUUUGGAGCUUAACUCUGAGCAGAACCACGAUGACUACUGCCUCGCCUAUGUCUUCUCAGACAGGGACUUUGAUGAUGGGGUGCUUGGCUUGGCUUGGGUUGGGGCUCCUUCAGGAAGCUCUGGGGGCAUCUGUGAGAAGAGCAAACUGUACUCUGAUGGGAAGAGAAAGUCUCUGAACACUGGUAUCAUCACUGUGCAGAACUACGCCUCCCAUGUCCCUCCCAAGGUGUCCCACAUUACUUUUGCUCAUGAGGUUGGGCACAACUUUGGCUCUCCUCAUGACUCUGGGAUCGAAUGCACCCCCGGAGAGUCUAAGUUGCAGGACAAAAAGGAGCGGGGCAACUACAUCAUGUACGCAAGAGCCACAUCAGGGGACAAGCUCAACAAUAACAAGUUCUCCACCUGCAGCAUCCGCAAUAUUAGCGCCGUUCUGACGAAGAAGAGAAAUGACUGUUUCGUUGAGUCUGGCCAGCCUAUCUGUGGUAAUGGACUAGUGGAAGAUGGAGAAGAGUGCGACUGCGGCUACAGUGAUCAGUGUAAAGACCCUUGCUGCUAUAACGCCAAUGAAGGAGAGGGCAAAAAGUGCAAGCUCCAACCUAACAAAAUCUGCAGUCCCAGCCAAGGCCCAUGUUGCACACCGGAGUGUACUUACAAGAGCACAAAUGACGAAUGCAGACUGGAGUCGGAGUGCGCCCAAGAGGGCACGUGUAAUGGAGCUACUGCUCAAUGUCCUACCUCAGAACCAAAGGCAAACUUCACCUCUUGCCAUACCGAAACACAAGUCUGCCUCAAUGGGGUAUGCUCUGGAUCCAUUUGUGAAAAGUAUGGUCUGGAGGUAUGCACCUGUGCCAGCGAAGAGGGAAAGGAUGAGGCAGCCGAGCUGUGCCACGUGUGCUGCAUGGAGAAAAUGAAUCCCACCACCUGCAGCAGUACAGGCUCAGAGAAAUUGGCCCAAUUCUUCAACAUGAAGACCACAACGCUGCAGCCCGGCUCCCCCUGCAAUGACUUUAAGGGCUACUGUGACGUGUUCAUGAGGUGUCGUCUGGUGGACGCCGACGGGCCUCUGGCAAGGCUGAAGAAAGCCAUCUUCAAUGCAGAGCUCUAUGAAAAUAUUGCAGAGUGGAUAGUGGCUCACUGGUGGGCAGUGCUGUUGAUGGGCAUUGCUCUCAUUAUGCUAAUGGCUGGCUUCAUCAAAAUCUGCAGUGUCCACACCCCCAGCAGCAACCCCAAACUGCCCCCGCCAAAGCCACUGCCAGGUACACUGAAAAGGAAAAGGCAGCAACAGGCAAACCAAGCGGCACAGGGCCAGCGCCACCAACGUCAGCACAGAGAGAACUAUCAAAUGGGACAGAUGAGACGCUGAGGCUCCGGUCUGCUCUUUGCCUUGUUUCUUCCUUGUGCCUAUAAUAUGAGCACUUCAGUCCAAAGAGUUACCACCUAUUGCAAAAUUCAAAGAAUUUGCAACUGGAUCGAUUUCACUGGACAAAGCCCAAAAUGUUUUGUUGGGCCUAGCAAACUCACUCAGCUUUUAUAGGAAAUAAAUAAUACCUUUUUCCAAGGAAAGACAGGAGGAGAAAUUCACUGAUCUCUGUUAUGUGGUCUUAAUCUUUGAAAGCUUUUUUUUUUUUUUUUUUUUUUUUAAACCAGAAUGGAGGAAAGAGAGGCAGCUUUGUACUAGAGUCGCCCUCCACUGUCCUUCCUCUGUGUCACCUUUUCCUUUCCCUGUUCUUCCUCUCUGCCAAGUGCUGCCACCAUCAGCACGAUGGCAGGACUGCAAGUCACAUCGGUAUUUACUUCCACCGAAAAGAGCAUUGAGAUAUUAGUUGGAAGAAAACUCUUCUUUUUUUGUUUGCCAAUGUAAUUAGAUUAUUAAUCAAAGCUUUUUAUUUCUAAAGCAUAUAUAUAUAUAUUCCUUCAGUGUGCAAUUGUACAGGUGUUUCAGUAGUUUUCUUUUUCUGUGUUUCAAAUGAAAUAGAUUUUCUUAAAGUUAUUAUUUACUGUUUUAAUUCACUUUCUCAGGAUUAAUACAACAACAGCAAACAAGUGUGUUGAGUGGAAAAGAUGACUGCAUGCGUAUUUCAGGGUAGAGUCCCUCCUGGCUGAAGCCUGCACAGAAGGGGUCACGCUGUGGGAUGUAGAGGACAGCUUCUAUGAAAAUAAUUUAGAUAAAUACGUUUAUUAAAAAUGAUCGUGUCUUCUAAUAUCAGAUGAAGGGGAGAUGGAUUAUCUGGAUGUGUAUAUGUAUUAAAUGGUUUCGCAGCUGCGUUUACAUAAAGACGUAGUCUUUCUACUACUGAGUAUGUCUUUACUGCAACCAAAACAGAGAAUGUGUUCAAACUUAACUCUGAGGACAACAAAGCCUGCGUAUGUGAGAAGUUAUUACAGAAAAGAAGUGUCCCAUUGUCCUGCUCGUUGUGUUCUGUCCACUUUUUGAAUUUCAGACACUGGCAGUUGUGUAAGAAAUGACAAAUUCUGUUAAAACCACUCAAGAGCAGUUGGAUCCUCUCAGCCUCUGUAUCCAGAUGAGGAACCGUUCUGGUUUAAAUGUGAUUUAGCGUUUAUUGAUUCCACUUGCAGUUCAGAUUACUUGUAUAUGUGGAGGAAUUGAAUCAAUUGAGGAAAACUAGAGCUUCUAAUUUUAUUGUUGCUUUGUUGCUGCUGUUGGCGAACAAUCACUAUUUGUCAGCUAUCCACCGCUGUUCUGUCCUUUCUUUUCCUAGUGAUCGGGAUUUUCUCAAAGAACUUUGUUUCCCUUGUUACACCCUCUUGGUUUGUGUUAUUGCGUUUAAAUGUGCCUACUCCAAGAAGUUUGACUGAAAUUGGUGUACUAGUGUCAGUGCUCUUUACCAAGGCUGAAACCAAGCAGGAGCUGCUUGACAGUGUAUGAUGAUCAUCA
Messenger RNA from Anarrhichthys ocellatus (wolf-eel), 8956 nucleotides. RefSeq names its product ADAM metallopeptidase domain 10a (gene adam10a). The coding region runs from base 5153 to 7423 and encodes 756 amino acids. Gene Ontology annotation, cellular component: synaptic membrane; plasma membrane. NCBI's taxonomy places the organism in Eukaryota, Metazoa, Chordata, Actinopteri, Perciformes, Anarhichadidae. The record is from RefSeq and is a predicted model, not a curated record. Gene Ontology annotation, biological process: Notch signaling pathway; membrane protein ectodomain proteolysis. The transcript has 15 exons. Gene Ontology annotation, molecular function: metalloendopeptidase activity involved in amyloid precursor protein catabolic process.